Cinara cedri is the source of this 1641-nucleotide messenger RNA. The record is from the annotation of a GenBank genome assembly. Lineage: Eukaryota; Metazoa; Arthropoda; Insecta; Hemiptera; Aphididae.
CGAAAUUUCAAUAAAAAAUCUCGAAAAAUGUCAUUCCCUAUUCAAAAUAACAAAACACUAUGUGCCUACGAAUAUUUAUUAUUAUGUCACCGGGGCGAUUGUCUACGAGAAAUAAUUUAUUGUUUUACAUAACUAAAUAUACUAAUGCAUAAUAUAUACAAAUAUUUUUAAAAAAAGUUGUUGACAUGUCUGACGAAGACUUAAAAGACGCGCCGCCGGAACAGAUUGCGGAGGACGAAGAGGUACCACGGCUGCAAUUUUCGGCACGUGAACUGCUCCCGGUGGAACUGUUUGAAGAGACACAGGAAGCUUUCGGAUUAUUCAGCGAUGCGGAGGGUCAUCUAAACAUCCGACACCUGUAUGGGGCUCUCCGGUCCAUGGGUAUAGAUGCCACCGACAAAGACGUGAUGGUUAUAUGUGAGACACACGACCCGGACGGCCGAGGAUACGUGGAUUUGGAUCAGUGGACGGUUGCAGUGGCCCGACGCCUGGCCGAAGACGGGGAUCGACGCAAGAGUUUUCGCGCCCGGUUAGCGGCCGGGGACAAGGGAAAAACCGGUCAGGUGACGAUCGCCCACGCGCGUACCGUCAUCGAGACGUUCGACCCAGCAGCCGUAGAAUCCAUCGACAUAGAGGAGAUGUUGGAUAGCGUCAACUACGCCGAUCUGGGGCUAAUCGAUAUUGACGAAUUUAUGGACACUAUGGUCAGGCCGUUAAGAAUCGAAUCACAACAAUAAUUUAGUGUUUCUGAAAUUGAUGUACCUUCGAAUAUUAUACCUGUAGUUGAUCAUUUCAUAUGUUCGGAAAUUCAUCAAAAAUAGGUUUGUCUGCACCUAAUUUUACAGUAGCUUGUUCACUUUGCAAACAAACAUUUAAGGCUUAUAUAUACGGUAGAACUCGUUUGAGAUGCUAUCCUAGGGACCAGCAAAACAAGUAUAUUAAACGGGAGAUCUUAUUACGCGAGAAAAACAAAAUAUGACAAAAAAAAAAAUUGCCGUAUGAAUUAUUACAUUUAUGUUUCACAUUAUUUCACAUUACUUCAAAACAAAACAUCGAUUUUUAUUUGAUCACAUUUUUUAUGCUUUUAGAAUAAAGAGAGUUCUCAAUUUUAUUAAGAUGAUGUAACGUUCCGUCAGUAUUAUCAAAAGUUCGAAUUAAUAACUAACUUAACCUAACCUAACCUAACCUUAACUCAUUAACAUAAUCAAUUGUAUUUAUUACUGGAUGAAUCAGUGUCAUAUCCUUUUCCUCUUUGCAUUCUUCCUCUGUAGAAAAUACAUCAGCCAAUGCAUUUUUAUCAGUAAUAAUCUUGUCAACGAUUCUAGUGUUACUGGUGGGCGACGCCCUCGUCAAUUUCUCCAUAUCCUGGAAACUCCUCCAAUUCUUAAAAUUCUUCGCUACUUUCCUCACGAAUAGUACUGUGGCACAUAUUUAUUUAUUAUCAUAUUGCUGCGCUGCGUAUAAUAAUUAUAAUAUUAUAAUAUUUAAAGAUAAUAAGCCGACGCCCGUAACACCUCCCAUCUAAAAAGAAGGUUUAUGUCUCCCAAAAGACAAAAAUCUUUUCACUACCGACUGUGCACCUUUUAUAAAGUUACAUAAAAUAUCAAAAUUAUUAAAAUAUCGCUUAUAGAAGUCGAUGUA